Exophiala spinifera is the source of this 2286-nucleotide messenger RNA. RefSeq lists its product as uncharacterized. Bases 1 to 2286 code for a protein of 761 amino acids. NCBI's taxonomy places the organism in Eukaryota, Fungi, Ascomycota, Eurotiomycetes, Chaetothyriales, Herpotrichiellaceae. Gene Ontology annotation, cellular component: mRNA cleavage and polyadenylation specificity factor complex. The transcript is spliced from 4 exons. The record is from RefSeq and is a predicted model, not a curated record.
AUGGCGACGGCAGCUACCCCAGCUGAGAUGAUCCCUCAGCUUGAGGCUGCUCGUAAACUCGCUCUCGCGGAUCCUCAGGUGUACAACCAAGUCCUGCCCGGCAUCUUACCUAUCAUCGGUUCAACGCCCCAUGUCGAAGUUCGAAGAUGGGGCGCAGACUUCCUCGCCGAAGCUUUCUCAAGCCCUUCCCUUCCAAAUGCUCAAAAGGAACAGUUGUCGUCGGAAGUGGUACCAGUUCUAAGAGCAAUGUUGGAGAUUCAGGCGCAGGACGUGGAGGUGGUCAAGGGCGUGGUUCAGACGGCCGCGAGUCUAUAUCCUUUGGUUUUCAGACGAGUAAUUUCGCGUCCCGCUGAGGCUGCACUGUGGCAGGAUAUGAGCGCGAUGAAGUUGAACAUUCUCCAGCGCAUGGACUCUGCCCCGGUCCCUAUCAGGAUAUGCUGCAUCAAGUUCGUUCAGAAAGUGGUGCAUGUAGAGACUCCCGGAGUCAUUUCAGAUCCUCGACGGCCCGACCAAAACGAAGUAUCUAUAGCACUUGUCCCGAGAACCCAUCCAUUUUUACAGUUACCCAACCUCGAAGCUGAAGCAUCAGGAUUGCUGGACAGACUAUUAGGCGUCUUCCUCGAAAACUCGAUGGACCCCAUCGUGAUUGAUGCCACUCUCAACUGUCUAGCCGUUCUUAUUCGAAGCAGACCUGCCAUCUCAACCAAGAUUGUGUCUGCCAUCCUGAGCUUCAACCCUAUAAAGCAGGUCAAUUCUCCCAUGACGCCUCGAAUCAUGGUCAUUGUUCGGUCGAUGGAGAGAACAACGCGAGCGCUAUUGAAAUGGGUGCUGCGGACGUGUACCAACCAUCCGCUGGAACAAAAGAUACAAGCAUAUCUUAUGCGUUUGCAACAAUCGAGAGCAGCCUUGUAUGCCGACCCGACAGCUCAGAAACGCCCAGCAGAACCUACAGAUGGCCUAGACGACGCGAAACGACAAAAGCUUACCGCAGGUCCACGCAAAUUCCCUCCUAUGCCGCCACCGCCAAACUCCUACGCUCAAUUGUAUACACUUACAGAGGAUCCCAGUCUCCAACAAUUCGAUGUAACAUUACUUCCACAUGACAUUGUCAGCACCGUCACCGGCGUCUUCUUGCAACACGUUGACUCCAACGUGCUGGAUGAAGCGAUCAACGCGGUCAGAGCAAGAUACACCCAUCUCCAAAAGGUCACCCUUCCGACUCCGGUACCUGCGGUGCCACUGGCGGGCCCAACAGGCAUUGAUGACGAAGACGAUUAUGACCCAGAGUUCAUCUCAAGUCCAGAACAUGCCAUGGAACCAACGACAGAGAAAGCUCUUGAGCAGCUGGCGCAGCCAGCAAUUGAACUAGGCCCAUUCGAACUUCCCAAGCCUCCGCCUUUGACUGGGGCAGAGGUGGCCACAUUGUCUGACCAGACUGUCGGACAUGUAUUUCAACUAGUGACCACCUUGGACACAGCUGGUCAGUCUCAUUCUAAGCCGAAAGUUGGCUUCAAUCGAUUGGCUGCAAGCACAAACGACCGCGAUUCUUGGAUUACGAUCCUUGUACGUCUGGCAACCAGAGCUCCAUCGGGUCUUGAUGAUCUCGCACAUUCCUUGAGCGACGAUGACGCUGCUGGUGCGGUAGUGAAACUAGAAGACAUCGAAACACCGAACGUUGCCAAUCGCAUCAGGCAAACGUUGUUUAUGUAUAUUCUAGAUGACUUCCGAUCUCGUCUGAAUAUAGCCAUCUCAUGGCUCUCAGAGGAGUGGUACGCGGACAAGUUGACCGCCAAAACACAUCCCGAGCUCGGACAUCUACCAAACUACAACCGAUGGGUCGUUCGCAUUCUGGAUCGCCUGCUGCCCUACCUCGAUGCAAGAGACAAAAAUCUCUUGAUUCGAUUUCUGUCUGAAAUCCCUUCGGUCAAUCACGAGCUCUUGGACAGAGUCCAAUCUUUGGCGAGAGACCCCGAACGUCUUAGCAUGUGCAUUCUUUCCAUGCAGUAUCUCUUGAUGAUGCGUCCACCUGUCCGGGAUCUUGUCUUGGACACAAUCCAGUCAAUCUGGUACGAAGGGGACUCGCAGGCGAAAAAUGCAACCGCAAAAGUACUGUCGAAAUGGAGGCCCGGUUUCUUGCAGGAAGCAGCGCAGGCAAAGAAGGAAGAGUCAGAGGCAGAUACAGAGGUGAAAUCCAAUGGCUUCAACAGCCCUCCGGCGAUGAAGGCCGAGCCUCUUGACCCGAGAAGAAAGAGUGUCAAGUCCGCAAUAACUGCAGGGGAGGGCUGA